AGUUCAGUUGAUCGGUAAAUAUUGAGUGUACAACAGGUUUAGUCAUCGCAUUUACCGAUAUAUAUUUAUUUUUUUGUCAUUUAAAUCGUAAUAAGGAAUAACUUUGGUUAAGAAAAUGGAUAAAGUUUUUAUAACUUUCAUUGUUAUUAUUGGAAUCACAAUUACUGUUUAUGGACAAAGACCAUCAUUUAUUGGAUCAGGACAGAAGCCGAUUUGUGUUAAUGAAGGUGACUACUGUAAAGAUAAUACAGACUGUUGCUCAAAAAAUUGUACUUCAAGUAAAUGCAUGACUUCAGAUGUCAUGACAGCGAGCGCAAAUGACGUCAAUUUAACGAAUCAGCAACAGAACCAAGAGCAGUCAAAUUUAACGCUUGAUAAUCGUUUUAAUGAGGAUGAAGGAAAGAAUUGCCAAGGAAAGAGCAAAAAGUGCACAUCAUCCCUUAAGUGUUGCGACUUUUUGAGCUGCGAGAAAAAUGUUUGUCGGGACAAAUCAGUUUAUAUUAGUGGAACUGAGACAUUUGGAUACAAUAAGCCUACUCAACAGGAAUUGGACAAUCGUUUUAGUGAAGAUGAGACUUCAUCACCACCAGCUCCAGCUAAGUGUAUGGAUAUUGGACAGAAAUGCUAUACUCCAGGCGAGUGCUGUUCACCCCUUAAAUGCCACUCAUUCCUUCAUCAAUGUGUCACAUAAAUGUCACCGUCAUAUUGUUUUGUAAACACUUAAGAAGCACUUCUUGUUUCAAGUAUUUAUCAACCUAUCAUUUCAUACUUAUGGUAUAUAUUUAAUACAUGUUUGCAUAAUGGCUAGUAUGAGAACUAUUGUUGAUGUAAACAAAAUAAAGUUUGAAAAUAUUUUAAGGAUUUGGAAGAAUUUUGUAGAAUAUUUUUAUUAUUUUAAAUAAAAUUGUGAUUUUUUUUUUACGUGCAAAAUGUUAACUUUAAAAAUUAUAUUCCACACUGCCUCUGAACUUGUAAUGAUCUUUUUGAAGGUUUUGAUGCUCUUCUUUAAAAUUUGGACCGUUAAACUCAAACUCAAUGUGAUACUAGCUACUAGUUAAAGUAUCCAACCCUAUAUCCAACUAUAUAAACCCCAGCAGCUCCCAAAUCAGUCCAACAAAAGCUCAAUGCACAUUUUUCAAUCUUAAUGUUCAUGAUAACAGCAAGCAAUCUUGAAAAAUAUUCAACAAUAGCUUACAAUGUAAAAAAUCUCCCA
Chironomus riparius is the source of this 1213-nucleotide messenger RNA. NCBI's taxonomy places the organism in Eukaryota, Metazoa, Arthropoda, Insecta, Diptera, Chironomidae. The record is from the annotation of a GenBank genome assembly.